Daktulosphaira vitifoliae (grape phylloxera) is the source of this 1100-nucleotide messenger RNA. RefSeq names its product sentrin-specific protease 1-like. Gene Ontology annotation, cellular component: nucleus. The record is from RefSeq and is a predicted model, not a curated record. Bases 29 to 1000 code for a protein of 323 amino acids. The transcript has 5 exons. Gene Ontology annotation, biological process: protein desumoylation. Lineage: Eukaryota; Metazoa; Arthropoda; Insecta; Hemiptera; Phylloxeridae. Gene Ontology annotation, molecular function: deSUMOylase activity.
UGAUAAAAUUAUUCCAGAAAAAUUGAAUAUGAUGCAGCAAAGAGAAUUCGGAACACUUUUUCAGAAUGAAAAAUCUGAAAAAUAUAAAAAUGAAAUUUUAAAUUCAACAGAAAAAAAAAAUAUAGCAAUUUCAAAAGACAAUCCGCUAUUAAUAUCAGCUGAUUUGUUAGAAAAGAGUUUUCAUAAGAAAAAUUUGGAACGCAAAAAAUCCGAAAUAAAAAAACAACUUUUUGAGAUAUCUUCUAAUACUACUGCUCGACCAAAUUUAAAAAGAAAUUCAUCCGAAGAAGAUGAAAAAGUCAUAAAAAAGCCAAAAGUUAGUUCUAAUCCUUUGACCUUAAAUACGCCGAAUGACGUAAAUUUACUUGCUCUGUCCACUAUUGAAGUAAUAAAAGUACCAGAGAAAGAAAAAGAAGUAAUGCAAGAUCAGAACACAAAAUCUCUUGAUCAGUAUAAUGCACCUUCAUUUAAAUCGCCCACAUCAUGGUAUACUUCAGACACAAUUAAUGAGUACAUUAAAAUGAUAGUAAAACGGUCAGAAGGUGAAGUUUAUGCAGUUGUCACUGAUUUUAUUGUAGCGUAUCUUCGAGGAGGUUAUCCAGCUGUAAGAAGAUGGAUAAAAAAAGAUAUUCACACAAUAAAAUUACUUUUUGUUCCCAUGAAUGUAUAUGGGAGUCAUUGGAUAUUGACAGUGGUUAAUAUACCAGAAAGGACUGUGACAUCAUAUGAUAGUCUUAAGUCGUAUAAGGGUCCUUAUCCAAUGGUAUUAAAAAAUUUCUUAAUUGAAUGGGAGAUGGACAAAAAAGGAAAAGCUUCUACAUGGACAUUACAAAUAGGCGAGACAUCUCGCCAAACCAAUGGACAUGAUUGUGGGCCAUUUACUGUUGAGCUGGCAGAAAAAAUGUCUCGAGGAGAUACAACACCAAUAAAUGCAAAUUUUAUGCCUUUUAUAAGAUUAAGACACAAAAAUGAAAUUAUUGCUGGCGAGCUAUUCUAUUAAUAUUUUUAUGAAUGAAAUUUUAUUGUUGUAUUUUAUAUCAAUUUUCUUAAUAUUCACUAUAAAUUGAAAUUUUUAUUUGUAUACCACCAAACAUUUUUUU